Pichia kudriavzevii is the source of this 474-nucleotide messenger RNA. RefSeq lists its product as uncharacterized. The coding region runs from base 1 to 474 and encodes 157 amino acids. The transcript is spliced from 2 exons. The record is from RefSeq and is a predicted model, not a curated record. Gene Ontology annotation, biological process: translation. Lineage: Eukaryota; Fungi; Ascomycota; Pichiomycetes; Pichiales; Pichiaceae. Gene Ontology annotation, cellular component: ribosome; cytosolic large ribosomal subunit. Gene Ontology annotation, molecular function: structural constituent of ribosome.
AUGGGUAAAAGUCAUGGUUUAAGAUCUAGAACUCGUUACGCAUUCAGUCGUGACUUCAAGAAGCAUGGUGCUCCAAACAUGUCUACUUACUUAAAGACCUACAAGGUUGGUGACAUUGUUGACAUCAAGGUUAACGGUGCUAUCCACGACGGUAUGCCAUUCAAGUUCUACCACGGUAAGACCGGUAUUGUUUUCAACGUUACCAAGUCUGCUGUCGGUGUCAUUGUCAACAAGGUUGUUGGUCACAGAUACAUUGAAAAGAGACUUAACAUCAAGAUUGAACACGUUAAGCACUCCAAAUGUAGACAAGAAUUCUUAAACAGAGUUAAGGAAAACUCUGCAAAGAGAGCAGCAGCAAAGGAAUCCGGUGAAAAGGUUCAAUUAAAGAGACAACCAGCAGGUCCAAGAUCUUCUAGAGUUGUUACUGGUGUCCCAACCACCUUAGCUCCAGUUGCUUAUGAAACCUACAUUUAA